This is a messenger RNA of Hansenula anomala, 2325 nucleotides long. It is a transcript of the gene VAC7, whose product is annotated as Vac7p. NCBI's taxonomy places the organism in Eukaryota, Fungi, Ascomycota, Saccharomycetes, Phaffomycetales, Wickerhamomycetaceae. Bases 1 to 2325 code for a protein of 774 amino acids. The transcript has a single exon. The record is from RefSeq and is a predicted model, not a curated record. Gene Ontology annotation, biological process: positive regulation of phosphatidylinositol biosynthetic process; protein localization to vacuolar membrane; vacuole inheritance. Gene Ontology annotation, cellular component: fungal-type vacuole membrane; PAS complex.
AUGAGUGAUAAUGAAUCUGUGAAACACAGCACUGUUAAUGAGAAAGAUGAAGCUUCAGUGACAAAAUCGAAUCUUAACGCCUCCACGAUCGCCAGUCAAGAAGGAAGCAUCAAUAACAAUGAACCUACAAAACCUGUCAACAAUGAUGAAAUAAUACCAAAUAUCCCUAAAAACCUUCCCCAGAUACCCCCAAGCAAGAAGAAAGAACUAUCGAGGCCCUUGUUCUCUAGAUCAAGUACCAAUGAGAAAGUUUCAAAGAAUCCAAAUACCACCAAAAACAUGAUUGUGGAGACAGAAACAGUUGAUGCAUCAAAAGUUCCAUCUGUGACUUUACCUAUUGCUUCAUCAUCAAAUGUUAUUAGUAAUGAGUUAAUGUCAAAUAACUCAAGCAUAGCUAACAAUCUUUCGUCUUUGAGAAGUAAGAAAAGUACAUUGUUUGUUGACCAGAAUAAUCAAAAUAAUCAGAUUGCAAAUAAUAAUGUUCAGGCAUUAUCAACAGAUGACAAUGACACCAUCAGUAUAAAUGGAUCAAUAAGAAACAAAAGACCAAAUGCCACCGAAAGUCACUUGAAUUUAUCCAAACCAGGUGCUACUAAAGCUGAUUUGUUUGCUGCAAGAAUCGCAAAUGCAGUAGGUGAUGCUUCUGAUUCUGAUUCGGAAGAGACAUUUGUUUAUGAAAGUGCACCUGAUGCCUUGAAUACAGCCAACACAUUACCACUAAACAAGAAUUCAAGUAUAUCUGCUGUAAAUGGCUCAGGAAAUCCAAUGGCUUUAAGAAAACUUUCCCAAAGAAACAUUAGUAUGCCUGUGACUUCUUCAUCUUCUCAACCAUACUCACCAACUACGGCUUCUCAUAUUGUGUUAACUAAUGAUGAAUCUAAAGAUCAAAACAAUGGUCAAAAUAAUGGAAGAACUUUUGAGACAGAGGAAGAGUCUGACCUUAAUAAUAGUAAUAACACAACUAUAACAAACAUCCAGACACUUCAAAAAGAUCAAUAUCAACACAAUUCAUCUGAUAAUGUAUCAGAUUUACAAGGUGACAAGUCGAGCGCUAUUGAAGGUUCGUUGAAAGCAGACACUAAUACUCAGUCGAGUUUCACUGAAAGUGGGAAUCUGAUCAACAACAAUAAUAACAAUAAGACAAAGAUCUUUACCAAGUAUAAUGGGAAUAACUCAAGAAAACCAAGCAAUACAAGUCUUCUGAGAGCUGGGAAUGGUGAUAGACAGAACCAAUUAAGAACAACAACCUCAAAACUAUUUGAAGUCAAGGGGAGUUCCCUUAGAAGAUAUUCAGGUGUACCGGAUGAUGUUAAUAUUGAAGACUACAUUGAUCAAUAUGACGAAGAGCAGGAGAUUGAUGGUGGUGAUUAUGCUGAUACCUACGAAUAUGAUGAUUAUGAAGAUGAAGAUGAAUUAACCCCACUAAAUGUCAACGCUGCUAAUGGAAAUCUUCGCUUAAACAAUUCAAGGAACUACCAUACAAAGAAAAGAUUUCCAAAUUUUAGAUCUACUGAUAGUGGUGACUAUACACAAAAUUUUGGAGAUUUGAAGGAUAAAAAUUCACUGAGACAUUCAAAUUCAAGAAUACUGAAAAAUAAUAAAAAGAACAAAAACAGAUCUCAGUAUAAUCAAAGACAAUAUUCUCCACAUAAUUUUUACAACUCAAAAAAAAAUUCAAAGCUUCAACUGUUCAAAAAUUUUCUCUACUUUUUUGUUCUCGUUCUUCUUUUGUUAGUGUUUGGUUUCAUUGCAGGUUUCUUACUAGCCACAACAAAAGACCUUCAAGAUGUUAAUAUCUUAUCAAUUGAUGAUAUACUUGUUUCUUAUGAUGAAUUGGUGUUUGACUUGAGUGUUAGAGCCUUCAACCCCGGUUUUGUUACUGUUGAAGUUAGUGAUGUUGAACUUGAUAUAUUUGCAAAAUCUUCACAUCUUGGAAAUGAAUAUUUUGCUCCAGAUUACUUAGACGACUCCAAAACUCUUCAAACAAUAUUGUUAGGAAGCGUCACAAAAUUUGAAACCCCAUUAGAAUUCAGUGGUGGAUUUUUCAAUAGAAACCAUUCUUUAUCAAAAGGUGAAAUAAAGUUACUUCAGCCUGGUAAAAAUUCCACUGAUAAUGGAGAUGAACAUUCUGCUCCUAAUCACAAGACUGAAAAUGAUUCUGAUAAAUGGAAAACUAUAAUUAAUUAUCCAUUUGAUUUAAUUGUUAGAGGAAGCUUCAAGUAUAGCCUUCCUUUCUUUCAUACUGAUAGGUCAGUAGCAGUGACAAAAACUGUUUCAAUUGAUCCUGCUGAAGAUAAAAAAUACAAAACCGGGUUUGGUGUUUGA